AUGGCUGGAAGAAAUGAUGUGUUGCUUGUCCAAUGCUCCACGUCAGUAAAUAUUCGAAAGAUGGCUGCAGAUUUGUGUGGAGCUUUUGUUGAAACUGAGAAGAAUUUGAUACAAACAAUGACGUGGAAAAUAAGUAAUAAAUAUUACGAUGCUGACGUAAAUUUGAUGACAACAACAGGGACGUGGAAAGAUUGCAUGCCUCGACAAGAGCUCGAGUGUGUGGAUGGUCUCGUUCUCGCAUUUGAUCCUAGAGAGAGAAAUUCGUUUGAUUUAGUAGUAAAGGAAUGGCUAACGUUUGUAAAGGAACACAAGCCAGCCAUUCUGCUGCUCGUCUGCAAUACCAGGCACGAUGUUUUAGAAUGGUGUAUUGAGCAUUCCUUCGAGCUUGUUGAGCUGGAUGUGGAAUCAGAAUUUGAUGAGGAUGAUGUUGACGAUGGGUUUAUGGAGAAACAGGGCAUAGCUAGAAUUAGUGAAGCAAUACAGACAAACACAUGGCCAGACACGAGAAAGAAAGCAUCUUCUCGAAAGCAAGCGGAAGCAACAACAACAGCGGCAGCAGUUAGUUUGGAAUCUGUGAGAAGUAUAAGCAAGCUGACGGUAGUGUGCCAGUGGAGAAUAGUCAGGGAAGGAUCGACGCUUUACUGCCAGAAGAUCUUGCACUACAUAAUGGUUUAG
Molecule: messenger RNA, 675 nt
Organism: Corticium candelabrum
Lineage: Eukaryota; Metazoa; Porifera; Homoscleromorpha; Homosclerophorida; Plakinidae
Product: alpha- and gamma-adaptin-binding protein p34-like
Exons: 7
Coding region: 1-675 (224 amino acids)
Source: RefSeq, a predicted model, not a curated record